Plasmodium knowlesi strain H is the source of this 1248-nucleotide messenger RNA. Its product is annotated as dihydrolipoyllysine-residue succinyltransferase component of 2-oxoglutarate dehydrogenase complex, putative. Bases 1 to 1248 code for a protein of 415 amino acids. The record is from RefSeq and is a predicted model, not a curated record. Gene Ontology annotation, biological process: tricarboxylic acid cycle. Gene Ontology annotation, cellular component: oxoglutarate dehydrogenase complex. Lineage: Eukaryota; Apicomplexa; Aconoidasida; Haemosporida; Plasmodiidae. The transcript has 3 exons. Gene Ontology annotation, molecular function: dihydrolipoyllysine-residue succinyltransferase activity.
AUGACACAGAACCUUGUGCUUCGAUUGAACAAACCCCUGUUUUAUAAUGCUAAAGGGAUUAGCAGGAUCCUCAACCUGGAGUGUAAACAAUCCGUGAAAUGCCAUUCCAAAUUUAAAAGAUGCUUCUCCAUAGAAACGAUAAAGGUACCCAGGCUUGGAGAUUCCAUUACGGAAGGUACCAUAAGUGAAUGGAAGAAAAAAGUGGGCGAUUAUGUUAAGAUGGAUGAAACGAUAACCAUUAUCGAUACGGACAAAGUAAGCGUCGACAUAAACUCCCAAUUCAGUGGGGAGCUUUCAAACAUAUUUGCGGAAGCGGGAGAAAUCGUUUUGGUGGAUGCGCCCCUAUGUGAAAUAGACACUUCAGUGGAGGCACCUGCUCACAUAACAGAAGUGAAGAAAGGAAUAACACAAAGCAAAUCUGAGAAAGAGAGUGAAGAAACUGGAAAGGAAGAAGAGAGUGGUGAAAAGGAACAUAAUGUCGCGCACAAAGAAAGCGAAAGAAGAGUAAGUGAAGAAAAUAACGGGAAAAUGAUAUACGAACCCGUCAGUGAAAGAACGGAAACGAGAGUACGCAUGUUGCCAAUAAGAAAACGAAUUGCAGAAAGGCUCAAGGAAUCCCAAAAUACGUGCGCCUUACUAACAACAUUUAACGAAUGCGAUAUGAGCAAAGUGAUAGUCCUACGCAGUGAGUUAAAAGAUAUCUUUCAAAAGAAGUAUGGAUGCAAAUUAGGGUUCGUGUCUCUCUUCAUGCAUGCGUCAACCUUAGCUCUAAAAAAGAUGCCACAAGUAAAUGCAUACAUCGAUAAGGAUGAAAUUGUGUACAGGAAUUAUAUUGACAUAUCCGUAGCAGUGGCCACACCCAACGGAUUAACAGUUCCAAUUAUUCGAGAUUGUCAAAAUAAAAAAUUAUCAGAACUUGAAUUAGCUCUAUCCGAGUUAGCUACCAAAGCUAGAAACAACAAAUUGUCGUUAGACGAUUUCACGGGUGGUACUUUUACCAUUUCGAAUGGAGGUGUUUUUGGUAGCAUGUUAAGCACACCUAUUGUGAACAUGCCACAAUCAGCUAUUCUGGGUAUGCACACAAUAAAAGAUAGAGCCGUAGUGGUAAACAAUGAAAUUGUCAUUAGACCUAUCAUGUAUUUAGCCCUAACUUAUGACCACAGAUUACUGGAUGGAAGGGAUGCCGUACAAUUUUUGAGCGCAAUAAAGGAUUAUAUAGAAAACCCCAACCUUAUGUUGAUUGAUUAG